Messenger RNA from Entamoeba dispar SAW760, 1404 nucleotides. Its product is annotated as Ring-infected erythrocyte surface antigen, putative. Bases 1 to 1404 code for a protein of 467 amino acids. The transcript has a single exon. The record is from RefSeq and is a predicted model, not a curated record. NCBI's taxonomy places the organism in Eukaryota, Evosea, Mastigamoebida, Endamoebidae.
AUGAAGAUCACACGAUAUGAUUAUCAUGGAGGAAUUGUCAUUGAAAAAGGAAGAAGAGAAUAUUGGAGAAUUGUCAAUAAUAAAGUUAGAAUUUGGGAUAGAAGUGGAAAAAUAGAAGAAUUAUCAGGAAAUGAAAUACAUAAAAUUGGAAUAAGUAAAAGUAAUGAGAAGAAAAUUAUAUUGUUAACACAAAGUGGAUUAAGAGAAAUUGAGUGCCAAAAUAAACAAGAUAGAGAUUUAUGGUUAUCAACAAUUGAAACUAUUAGAAGGUUAUGUAUUCAAUCUACUGAAAAAUAUAUUUCAAAGGAUCUUAAAACAAAAACAGAGAAUACAUUACAAGAAAAACAAAACGAAAUACCACUAAUUAAUGUCAAUGAAGAAAAGAUAGAAGGAUAUAGUACAAAAUUAUUAAUUGACAAAGAAAAUGAUGAAAUGACUGAUGUAUUAACAUUAAUUGAAGAUGAAGAAAAGAAGAAACAGAUAGAAGAGGAAACUGAUAAAGAUGAAAAGAAAAUCAAAGAAAUUGUAUUUCAAAGAAAACAACAAAGAGAAGAAGAAAUGAGAAAAUGGAAAGAACUUCAACAACAUUCUAAAAAUAAAGAUAUUACACAACCAUCAAAUGAAAAUAAAUCAAUAACUGAAGUGGUAAAAAAUGAAGUAGUUGAUGAUGUUUUGAAAAAGGCAAUUGAUUUGGCAUCUGAAAUUAUUGGAGAAAAUGAAGACAUUGAAAAGUUAAAAAUUGAAGAAGAAGACAAACAAGAAACUAAUUCUCAAAUCAAUACAGAAACAAAAGACAAACAAAUUCAGGACAUUUUAAAGAAUAAAUUUGAAGAAAAAGACAAGUACCAUUCAUCAGAAGAAUUAACAAUUAAAGAAGAAAUAGAAGAAAUACUUCAUACACAAUCUAUAAGCAAUAAAGAAAUUAAAACUGAUGAUAAUCAUCAACAAAAAACAAAAAUACAAAAAGAAAUAUCAAAUAGUAUUGAAGAAAAUGAGAAUGAACCAAAAAUUCUAUUUGAAAAAGAAGAAAUACAGAAAGAAAACACAGAAAAUCAAGAACAAGAAUCAUCAGAUAUUUCAUUAGAAUUUUCAGAUGAAGAUGUUGACGAAGAAGUAUUUACUGAAAAAAAUAAAGAACAACCAGUUGAAAUGAAUUUAAUGGAUUUUUUAGGUACAGAAUCAAUAACAGAAGAAAUUGAUGAAACAUCAGAAUCAGAAAAUCAUGAUGAAUUUAAAGGGUUAGAUUUUGAUGAAAUGAUGAAACAAUUAGAUAUUCCAACUGAUUCAAAUGUUCAAGAGAUAAAAGAAGAACAAAAAAUUGAAGAAGAUAACGAUAAAACAGAUGAAGAAAUUGAAUUUGAAAUUGAAGAAGAUAAUUCUGAGAUUGAAAUAAAUAAAGAGUAA